Molecule: messenger RNA, 3689 nt
Organism: Protopterus annectens (West African lungfish)
Lineage: Eukaryota; Metazoa; Chordata; Ceratodontiformes; Protopteridae
Exons: 9
Coding region: 1-1530 (509 amino acids)
Source: RefSeq, a predicted model, not a curated record
AUGCCAGAUGCCUGCAAGUUCUUGUACAAGUGCUCUUCCUCUGAUCCUGCAGUGAUUUCAGUAUCUACUGAUAAGCCUUCUGGGCUGUUGCCUUCUUCCAAGCUACUUCCUUCAGAUAAGAAAUGUAGAGCCGCAGAGAGGAUUGAUAAAAAGGUUGGGAAGAUUGUUUCUGAUAUGCCUGACUCUGAGGCCUUGCCAGAUGAUAUCAAAGCAAAGCUUCAGGACGUUUUCUCGGAUUACCAGAAUUUGUUUGGUACUGCUGUGGAUGACCUUUUUCAGACCUUACAGGAUCAAGAAGCAUUUAAAUGGGAUAAAAAAGUCCAUAGCAGUUCGUCUCCACAGAUAUCUCAACAGCAGCCUACACCUCAGCGACGUCCCCUUCCAAUGUCAUUGAUUCAGCAGCAGACUGCACCAGCUGUAUUCCAUUGUGGAAGUCCUGUGAUCAGGCAACAUCCUCCACCAUUCGAUACCCAGCUGGAUGACAGUGGGAGGCAGAGUGGCUGCACCAUUAGGACAGACAGAGCUACAUCAGCACGCACACCAUCUGCCAUGAAAUGUGCGUCCUUUAGGCCUAUGAGUUCCCAACCUGGUUCCAGAGUAGUGGUACAAAAUGCUUCCAUUUCAGCCACCGUACUAAUGUCAACCUCUUCAUCAUCUGUGAGCUCUGGCUCUACAGGAGCCAUCCUGAAAGAUCAAUUAAAAACCGUGAGCAGCAUGGAACACAUCUCCAGUUCAGAGCUGGUAGAUGCCCUGGAAACUAAAGAGGAAAAGCAGAUCUCAACAUCUACAGGUUAUUUUUCCCAGCUUUCUCAAAAUACAGUUCAUGCUUCUACAAACAAGCAGCUAAUAAAUCAGAAGACUUCAUCAAAAGAAUUUUCACCUCCCACAUCUAGAGCAGCUUUGAUUCAAGAGAAGGAACUUCCACAACAGAAACUGUGGGAAAAUCGUAAAGUUCUUUAUGACAUAGCUGAAAAGCAGCAUAUAAAAUCAGAAGGGCAGACACUGCAAGCAAAAUACAACAGACGUGCUUCAAAUCCUGAAUCUGUAACAACAGUGACAUCACGAGUUAAUAAAAAAACAAUAAAGCCAUCAGGAAUUACCCAACAGCACAGAUCUUUAAAGUCAAAUGCUCCAGGACUAGAAAAUUUGCUGUCAGUGAAUCCAAGCGUCUUCCUUGGCUCCCAAAAAGAGAAAUCUGAACUGCCAGUACAGACGAAGCAAAAUGCAAUUAAAUUAGAAAGGUUGUUGCCACAAGAACAUCUGAAAGGAAAAGCAGUUGAGAUGUCAAGUUCCAGCCCAGAAAUAUUAAGGAAACAGCCAUGUGUAGGCUCUUCAGAAAUGUCCAAUAAGCAAGACAAUGUGAUGUCACAGACAGUAACUUCAACUGGAAAACAGUCUCAUGAGCUGAGCACAAAAGACAUGCAGAGGAAGGGUAAAAAGAAAUCCUUAAUAGAAACCCUUAAGCAAGAGCUAAAACUGGUGACUUUAGCGGAUGACAGUGAUUGGGACAUGGAGUCAGAGAGUAACUGACUUAACUUCACAGCAUGAACAGCUACUAUCAUGCACACCCAGCAGUAACCUCUGCUUGUUUUUCAGUGUUAUGACUGAAAAUGCUCACAAAAUCAGUUUUACAAGCAGGAAAAAAACAAACAGAAGCUGUAUUAAUAUCUUUGUAGUGAAUGCUUUAACAAAACUUUGAUGCACAGCAGUGGCAUGGUAUGGAAAAAUAAAUAAAACAUUUUUAAAAAAUAAAACAUUUGUUAAUUGGGUAAACCUUCUAGACACACAGUUGGGGCAACCAAAGAGGAGGCGUCUAUUCAAAAACUUUCUCAGAGUGAGCAAAUAGAGGCUGUGGGGAAUCAAACCCAAGACUGUGUUUGUUUAAGCAACUUGCUCAUAGUCGGCAAAUAGAGGCUGUGGGGAAUCAAACCUAGGACCAUUUCUGGUUAAGUGACUUGCACAAAAUCAGCAUACAGAGGUUAUGUGAAAUCAUACCGAGGACUGAUGUAGGACUUAGGUCUAGCAGAUAAUCUGAAACCUCUGCACCAAACUGCUCUUUCUAUAUUACCUCCACUUGUGAUUAUUUUUAGGGUUGGUGGAGAAAAAGCUCUCUCACUGAAACAAUACAUGUGGUGUCUUUCUGUGUGCCAAGGGUUUCUUAUUUUGCAAUUUUGUACAUCAUUCUUUAUAAAUGUAAUACUGGCCACUGGCCAAAACUAGACUUUGUCACAGAUGAUUUUUUUUUCCCAGUAGUGUGGCAUGUGUUUUGAAAACAUCUGUGUUAAAUGAAAGCCUUUCAACUUUUUAUGUUAUCAGUGGUCAAAAACUGUGUGCAUCACAGUAUGUUAAGAGAAACAGGGUUACAUUUCUUGAUUACUGUCAAUGUUCUUCUGCAUUGAACUGUAUAACAAAUAAAAUUACCUCCAUUACCUUCCAGCUAAAACACCAUUCCACACAGUGUACAUAGCAUUCCAAGAAAAUGUCCAAAAAGUACUAGAACACAAGUUUACCACUAACCUCUCCCCAAAACUCCAAGUGUAAUACCAUUCAUCACAGAACCCCUCAUCCCCCAACCAAGGAACUUGUUCUUAGGGUGCUUUCUAAGACCAAAAGGACUUCCUGUUUGAGUCCUGAUAAUAUGCCAUGCUGUUUGAUAACUAGACUCAAACAUGCUCUCACAAAACAUCUCCUUAAAUUGUUUAACCUAUGUUACUCUCAGGCUGUGCUCCCAAUCCUGGUAUACUGCUGUGGUGAUAUCCCCCAAAGAUGGUCCUGAACCCUGGCAAUUACAGAUGUAUAGGUUUAUAGGUACUUAGUAGGCUGUUGGUCUCUUGAUAGUCUUAAGAAUUCUAACCUUAUACUCCCAAGGAGGUUGUUGGCCUUUAUGUUUCAUGUACAAAUAACCCAGGGGCAGUUCGAACAAGGAUAUUUUGGGACAUUUACAUGUUUCUUCUGUCCAUGAGGGACAGGGGUGAGUUUGUGGUUAGCCAUCCAUUCAAAUUAAUUUGAAUUCAGGAAGUAAAGUGUAAGAAGGUUCCAUGGAAGUGGCAUUAUUUCCUGUGAUGCAAACCUAACCCUCCAACAUGUGCUAUUUAGUUUGUAAAUGAGAUUGAGAGCCCUUGAGCAGGUGUUUAUGAUACCCCUGGACUUGCGUAACGGGUCUGUUGAAGGUCUAUUUGCAAGGCAGAGGUCACUUCUCAGUAGCUUGUAUGAUACUGAAAAAAAGUGACAAGGCCUUAAGAUGGUCUGCAUAGCUUUUACGACUUAAGUCUUUGAUUUUUUUAUUGAGAAAGUAUUGUUGUUGUUCUAAUUGUGACAGGUGUUUAAUCAGCCUCAUAAGCCUUAUUUGUGAAGUCAUGUAGUGUACCACAAUUAUCAUUAAUUACUGUAUCAAGAAUUCAAUCAAGAUUAGAUCAUGUCUUUAAAUCUUCUAAACUUCUUUGAGAGAGUCACUCAAGCUGCUAACAGUGGUCAUGCUGUUCGUACAGGUUAUCUUGAUCUGCAAAGUUCAUAGGUGUUUACUAGGCUAAGGACCUUUUAAGCCUAGCCAUGCAUACCAAAUCUCUGACAAGUUUUGAUACCCUUGCUAAGUGUAAGCAUGGGCCUGUGAGAGUAAUCAUUUACAGGUUACCGGUUUCCAUUAGAACCAGGGAUGAAUUUCUGGUUUCCCAUCCAAUUGUCCAAGUUGC